Molecule: messenger RNA, 4179 nt
Organism: Didymodactylos carnosus
Lineage: Eukaryota; Metazoa; Rotifera; Eurotatoria; Philodinida; Philodinidae
Source: the annotation of a GenBank genome assembly
AUGCAAUUUCAACCAACAGCUAUCGAAAAUAAUCUUAUUACCUAUGUUCCACAAAAUUCUCAUGAAUCAAAAUUGACGACGACGACAGCAAUUAAUGCUACACCCAAAACACAACGAUCAAUAUUGUUUAGCUCACCAUUAGUAAAACGAAAACAACAGCAACAACAAAAUAACGAUGAAACAAAUCACCAAAAAUCGACUCAAAAUCAUCUUCAAAAAUUAUUUUUUCAUUUGAAUAGUACUAACAAACAACAACUAUCGUCAUCAUUGAACGGGAAUAAAAAUGAAUUAUCCUCUAACCAUCUAUUCAAUCGUUCAUCAUUAACACAAAGUCAACGAUCAAAAAUAAAAACAAAUGGACUUGUUAUGAAACAUGCGCAACCGCAACAACAAAUUAUAUCAAAAGCGGAAAAAAAAGUAAUUAAUAAUUGUAAUUCUACUAGCAAUUUGAAAACAAUUAUGAUCGAUAGUACUGUACUACCACCACCGUCUCCUGAACAUGCUCAUAAACAACUAUUACACUUUUUAACAAGUAAUAGUAAUAAUCGUUCAUUAACUGUGUCCCCAUCUCAAUCAUCAUCCGCUUCCUCCUCACAAACAUCUUUACAACGAAUGAUGGUCAAGAAAAAGCAUGAACUGAAACAACAACAAAUAAAUACAAAUAUUUUUCAAUCCACUGCAAGCAUAUCACCGUCAAUGUCAAAUUCGGAUUUAUCUUAUUCGGGAAUUGUUAAUCCAGUGCUAGGUGAUAAUUGUGUUAUUCAUGCCACAUGUUUAAAUAGACAUGAACAUACAAAUGAAAAGUUUCAGCCACAUUGUCAACAACAAAGUCAGGAUUUGUCGACUGCUCGGUAUAUUGUGACUCCACCCUCAUCUUGUGUUGAUAAUCACACUGAACGACAGCAGCCACUGUUAAACACGGAUGAUUUUGAAAAUAGAUUAUCUCUCUGUUUACAUCUUCAAAGAUCGAAUGUGAUCGACGACGAUGACGAAGAAGAGGAACAUAAUAUGAACUGUACUAAGAACAGUGGUCACAUCGUUAAUCGCAAUUGGUUGUACGAUGAAAUUGUAAAACAACUUAAAGUAACCACAAAAUACGGUGUUUGUUUAAUAAGUCAAUCAUCAGGAGUUGGUAAAACAUGUGUAAUAGAAAAUAUAAUUAAGAACAGUGUGUUCGGACAACAACAACAAGCAGAAGGUGAUCAAGUUUUGAAUAACGAUAUCCAGAAAAUGUUCCAUAAACCAUUAGUCAAUUCAUCAUUUUCAUUUCAAUGGUUGCAAUCUCGUUUAUUAUCGUAUCAUUUCUGUGAUUGUUCAACUUCUCUCACUUGCACAUUACCCGAUAUAAUUCAUUCUAUCAUUUAUCGUUCAUUAGAACAUCCUCAAUUACAUUCUUAUCGUAAUAUUAUUUUGAAUGAACAAUCAAUUCGUAAAUCAAUCACGUUAAAUGCAUGUAUUGAGGGUGGUGUAAGUUUUGCAUUUUUCAAUUCAUUUAUUGAACAAUUAAAUGGAUUAAAAAAUUGUGGACAUUUAAAUGAAAUAUUUUCAUUAUCAUCAAAUCCUCAACUAUUAUUUAUUAUUAUCGAUGGUAUUGAUAAUGAACUAUGUGAUAAUGAAGGACAAACAAUUACAGAAUUUUUGUAUGAUAAUUUACAUCGUUUACCGACAUGGUUAAAACUAAUUAUAACAUUAAAUCGAAAUCAAAAAAAUAAAACAGAAGAAGAUAAAUUUUUAAAACAUUUUGAAUUGAUUGAUUUGGACGAUUGUUCCUAUCAAAAUUUGAUAAAAAAUGAUAUACAGGACUAUAUGAUAGAACGAUUUGAUCGCAUUAACAAACAAUUAAAACAGAAUUCUCGAAAUUGUUAUUAUUCUCCAACAUUCUACGAAGGUUAUGGUCUAAAUUCGUUAAAUGAUAUUGAACAUUUUCAUUAUUUAAUUGAAAAAUUAUCUUAUCUAUCACAAGGAAAUUUUCUUUAUUUAUCAUAUUUGUGUAAUUUAAUUGAACGUCAACAGAUACCAUCGUUUAAAUUAAAUUUAUACGAUAGUCAACAAAAUAUUCCAAAAACGAUCGAUGAAAUUUUAACGUAUAUAACAAGAAUAUUAUUUUUGGAUAAUGAAUAUGAUAAUCAUUUUCUAUUUCGAUUAAAAUCCAUAUUAGAAAUAUGUUUAGCAUCAAGAAAACCAUUAAGUUUGAAUGAACUGCAUAUAUGUGUAAAUUCUGAUCAAAUUAGAUCUACAAUUAAUUAUAAUGAAUUUUUAGGGUAUAUCAAUUGUUUAUCUUUAUUUUUAACUCGUUUGCCUGAUUCAAGUUAUACAAUUGUACAUCGUUGUACUCGAAAUUGGCUGAUCGAUGAUGUGUUCGCUUGUGAUAUUAAAAAAGGUCAUUCACGAUUGGCAUUAACAAAAUCGCGUACAAAAGAAAAUUUAUGGCCAUCAGAAGCCUUUGAUUGUAUUCGUCAUUUAUCUCAGUCAGAUUUAUUUUCAACAUUACCAAAUAGUAUUGAUUCAAUAUGUUUGUGGAUAUCUCAUAUUAUUAAUGAGCCAACACGUUUACUCGUAUCAUUACGAAAUGCCUAUUAUCCAGAAUUAAAUGUUUCUGAAUUACUUUUGUUAACAACAGCGGAUCCGAAUGGUUUAGUUGAACAUACACAAAUUCCACUUCUAUGCAUUGCAUCAACUCAAGGUUAUACAUCAUUUGUUGAACUAUUAGUGAAAUAUUCAGCUGAUAUAAAUAUAAGAUCAAAACAAGAUCUUAAAACACCAUUGAUAUUAGCAUGUGAGAAUGGACAUGAACAGAUUACACAAAUACUAUUACAAAAUGAAGCUAACGUUAGUUAUACGGAUAAAUUUCAUUAUACAGCUGUUGCCUAUGCUGCAAAACAGAAUCAUAUCGUUCUUCUUCAGUUAUUGUAUGAUGUUAAUUGGCCAUCUAUUGAUAAUCAAGAUACUAUGAACCGUCAUUGUUUAAAUAAAUGUGAAGCAUUUCAACAAGCAUUCGUUUACGCCUCGACAAAUGGCUGUUUGCAAACUAUCGAAUUAUUAUUGAACAACAUGAGUGAUAUUAUUCAAAUUAAUAAUUGUGAUUCAAUUUAUGGAGAAACAGCUUUGACAACCGCUUCAUAUUGUGGUCAUUUAGAUAUUGUUGAAUAUCUAUUGAAACAAAAUGCAAAUAUCGAUCAAACAAAUGGUCGUCAAAUGACACCAUUAAUAGCGGCUGUUAAAGCAGGAAUGUGGCAUAUUGUGGAGUAUUUAAUUGAUCAAAAUGCAUCUAUUGAAAUAGCAGAUAAACAAAAACGAACACCAUUAAUUAUUGCUGCCAGUGAAGGAUAUUUAGCUGUUAUAGAUAGUUUGAUUGAAAAAGGUGCAAAUGUCAAUCACGAAGAUGAAGAACAUUUAACAGGGUUAGCGUGGGCUUGUUUGAAAGGUCACUACCAUGCGUGUCAAACAUUGAUAGCUCAUAAUAGUGAUAUUAAUCAUAAGGAUAUAAAUGGACGUUUACCAAUUGAUAUGGCUGCAUUUUAUGGUGAUCCACAGUUAGUUCAAUUAUUAAUCGACAAUGGCUCGAUUGUAGAUCACGUUGAUAAUAACGGAAUGAGAGCAUUGGAUCGAGCAAUUGGAUGUAGAAAUGUAGCCGUUGUUAAUUGUUUAUUGAAACGAAGUGUUAAAUUGGGACCAUCAACGUGGGCAUUAGCAUCCGGUAAAAAUGACAUGAUGAUCAUCUUAUUAAACAAAUUAAUCGAAGAUGGUCUCACAUUAUAUAAGAAAAGCCAAUACAAAGAUGCUGCUUAUCGUUUUUCUUAUGCAAUGAAAAAGAUUCCACAAUCAAAUUUUGUUAUUGAACAACAUCAGUCACAUGAUGUUAGCAUACUGACUAAUGUUAAAAAUAAUUUUCAAAUGAUGAAAUAUACGUGUUUGAUUAAUUUGGCGAAAUGUAAAAGAAAAAUGAAUGCUUCUGAUAUGGCAAUUGAUUAUUGUACACAAGCAUUGACUUUACAGACAACAUCUGAUGCAUUAUUACUUCGUGCAAGAAUAAAACGUGAUCAAAGAUUGUACGACGAUGCAUUAGACGAUUUAGUGGAAGCAUCGAAAUUAGAGCCCGAUAAUAAUGACUUAAAUCGUUAUAUGCAACGUUUAAAAGAAGAAAUGAUGGCUAAUAAACGACAAGAAACGUUGUUAUGA